UCUCUCUCUCGCUCUCUCUCACGCUCUCUCUUUCUCUCCUCCUCCCUACCUCCCUCUCUCUCUAUUUCUUAUUCUCUUAUCUUGGCUUCGAGUUGUGCAUGCACCUCACUCCUUGAUUUUGUAACACCAUAGCAGUCAAGCCAGCACUCUUCACGAUGGACUUCCCAAUAGAGGAGGCCGAAGCCUACUUCGACCACGACAACUUCAGCCAUACCAACUACAGCUACGAAGACUACCCCACGCUCUGCGAGAAGGCCGACGUGCGCUCCUUCGCCGCCGUCUUCCUCCCUGUCGUCUACACCGUCUGCCUGGUAGUGGGCGUGGCGGGCAACGCGGCGGUGGUGGCCGUCUACGCCUGCCGCAAGCACCUGAAGACCAUGACCGACGCCUUCCUCACGCACCUCGCCGUCGCCGACCUCCUUCUGCUCCUCAUGCUGCCCUUCUGGGCGGCCGACGCGGCCCGCGGCUGGGAGCUGGGCGAGGCCCUGUGCAAGGCCGUGUCCGCCUGCUACACCGUCAACUUCACCUGCUGCAUGCUGCUGCUGGCCUGCAUCAGCCUGGACCGCUACCUGGCCUCGGUCAGGGCGCGGGGCGACGCCCGGGCUCUCACGCGCCUUGAGCGGGUGUUCAGCCGCAAGCACUGCGGGAAGGUGUGUCUGGUCGCCUGGGUGACGGCGUUGGCCCUGGGCGUGCCGGAUCUGGCGUUCUCCACGGUGAGGCCGCUCGGCGACCGGAACGUUUGUCUAGCGGUCUUGCCGCCGUACCUAGGCAGGGAGGUCAAGGGAUGCCUGGAGAUGGCGGAGGUGCUGCUGGGGUUCGUGCUGCCGCUCUGCGUCAUGGCGUUUUCCUACUGGAAGGUGGCGCUGGUGCUGCGGGGACUUCCUGUCGAGAGUCGGGACAGGAAGUGGAAGGCGCUGCGUGUGCUGUUGACCGUGGUGGGCGUGUUUGUGUUCACACAGCUGCCGUACAAUGUGGUGAAGAUCUACAGGACGGUGGACUCCAUGUAUCACGUGGUGACCCACUGUGGGACCAGCAAGGCUCUGGACCAGGCGGCUCAGAUCACGGAGAGCCUGGCCCUGACCCACUGCUGCCUCAACCCCAUCCUCUACGCCUUCGUGGGCACCUCCUUCAGGCAGCACAUGAUGAAGAUGGGGAAAAGACUCGGAGAGAGAAGGAGGAGGAGACAGCAAACAACUGAGGAUCAAGGGAUGGACAUGUCCUUUCAUUCUCACAGCGCAUCACAAGAGACAAACACGUUCUCUGUAUGAAGUGCUGGCACGAGGCUUUUACAUGAGUGUACUAUUUUUUGUUUUGUGCUUUGUAUUCAACAACAAUCCCCUACUGGGAAAAGAUUGGAUCUAGUCAGUUACAAACCAAAGCGCUUCUGUCUGAAGCAUCUGUCAAUCUGGAGUUGUAAUGCCAAAAUACUUGACAAUUCCAGCCAUUUGUUUUAGCAAGUUAUUAACAACUUAUGGUUGUGUAAACACCAGUGCUGUUAGGUUUUCCUGUUCAUGGAAUCACAACAGGGAGGGCUGCAAUACUGGAGAGGUUUCAAACGAAAUGUAAAAAAAAGCAAACACAUUUUGUCAACAUGCGGUCGCCUGGAUGUGGUUUAACCCUGACAUCAAUUUGCAAAUAACACGAUAGAUUUAGCAAGAAGCAUUUGUGUAUCACUUUAGAAAAUCUCUGCAGGAAGUUUUACCUUUAUUUGUUUUGCUUUGUAUUAUAAAUAUAUAUCUGCAAGAAGGUCUUCAUUACAAAAGCCAGUAAUCGCUAUGUCGUGCAAGAGCUGAAGGAGCAGGCUAAUAUUGGCAGUAAGGACCCUUAAUAGGCAACAAUCAUACCAGCUGCCCUUGUCAUUUGCCUUUCCAAGUAAUUUAUAGGUUUAUACACUUAAUACUGUCAAUAUUAACUCAUUAUUAGCAACCUUGCUACUUGUAAUUCUUAACCCUUUCAAAUGAAUACAUUUCAUGCGGCCUAGUCAUCUCCAUCCAAGUCAAUACUGGUUAAGUAAGUGACUCACUCUGCAAUACCGCUCUGACUUGACCUUUUUAUCACAAUGAAAGGAGGAGAUUACAUUCUGAAACGGUCUACUGAACUUAGCUUGGAUUCUACCACAGGAAUCCCUGUCCCCUGGCCAAUAAUUCAAACUAUCCCCAUCUGCUUUGUGGUGAAGCACUUAAUCAUGUAGCCUAACCAAUUAGAGAAUGGAGAAGUCUGCACUGGAUUCAACCUCAGACUUUUGUUUGACAGGGAUUUUACUCUGUUUCUCUCAUUAGUUUGAGUUUCGUGGCAGUUUUAAACCAGAUUUUCCUGAAACCCGAUCCUGUAAAUUGCGUUGACACUAUUGUAAGUUGAAAAGGAAUACACAUUCAUGUGACGGUGAAAAAUACUAAAAGUCCAACAGAAAACAUGUUUAAUUGUAGGUUGGAUCCAAGGGGGCAUUUUUUAAGUCUCUUGCUCUGUGUAAACAGGUCAUGUUCUAGCAUGUGUCCUCACAAAAGGAAACAUUUGAAAUCGUAUUUCAUUUGUCCAACUUCUGUAGCUCAGCCAUUUUAGCUCACUGUACAUUGGCAUAGAAUGACCCCAGGGUACAAUUUACAUAUUGAAAAAACAAAAACCAUGAACUGAACAUAGCAACGAGAUGACACAGAAAACCCUAAUCAUAUCAACCAAGGCACUUGCAUCUGGCCUAUGACAACAGACGCAAAAUUAAUAGAGACUAGGCAUAUUAUUUAUUUUAAAUUAGGCAGUCAUUUAGGCUUUGACGAACUACAACCAAAAUCAGUUUAGUCUUAAAUUAAUACGAACAAAUAUUGAACAUAUUCAAUACAAACUAUGAAUAGUUAAUACAAAAACUUGGAAGCCCUCAUUGGCAAGUUGCAUUACAAAGCAAAGCAGUAUAAUUAGAUCUGGCAUUCCAACAUUAUAUCAAGGAUAGAAACACAACCGAAACAUUGAUAAAUACAACAAAAUAACCUAUCCGAUCAGAACUAGUUCUGACGGAUAGAUUUGUCUAAAAGAAUGUCAUCAACGAUACCCUGUACUUUAGACCAUAACCCUGUAUAACAUAUUGUUAAAUAAAUACCAUUCAUUUCAAUACUGAA
Gadus morhua (Atlantic cod) is the source of this 3107-nucleotide messenger RNA. It is a transcript of the gene ackr4a, whose product is annotated as atypical chemokine receptor 4a. The transcript has 2 exons. Gene Ontology annotation, biological process: immune response; cell chemotaxis; positive regulation of cytosolic calcium ion concentration. The record is from RefSeq and is a predicted model, not a curated record. Gene Ontology annotation, molecular function: C-C chemokine binding; scavenger receptor activity; C-C chemokine receptor activity. Bases 156 to 1268 code for a protein of 370 amino acids. Gene Ontology annotation, cellular component: membrane; external side of plasma membrane. Lineage: Eukaryota; Metazoa; Chordata; Actinopteri; Gadiformes; Gadidae.